Molecule: messenger RNA, 5771 nt
Organism: Paramisgurnus dabryanus
Lineage: Eukaryota; Metazoa; Chordata; Actinopteri; Cypriniformes; Cobitidae
Gene: ambra1a
Product: autophagy/beclin-1 regulator 1a
Biological process (GO): mitophagy; autophagosome assembly
Cellular component (GO): intracellular membrane-bounded organelle; Cul4-RING E3 ubiquitin ligase complex
Molecular function (GO): protein binding; ubiquitin-like ligase-substrate adaptor activity
Source: RefSeq, a predicted model, not a curated record
UUUUGGCAGGAGGUUUUGAGCAGCAGCAGGAGCACACAUCCAAUGUACAUAACUAUCAGGAAUAAACAGGAGUAACGUUAAUCAUAACUGUCUUUGUUACAAACCCGAAAUUAAAUUAUGACUGAAGAUUCAGGCAACGUCACUGCCCCAACGUAAUUUUUUUAGUUUAUAUUCAAGAUUUCAAGGAGUGUAAUCGGACUAAAAUAUUUCAAAAAAGAAUGAUGGUGCAACAGUAGCAGUGGUGAUCUGGUGUGGGUGGGCCAGCGGACGGCUCUGUUGUGAGAGAGAAAUAUUGAGCGGGUGUAGAGAUGAAGAUGAGACCGAAGAACUCAGUGUGUAUUCUGUCUAGUCGAGAGCGAGGAUCACAAGGCCUUGGCUCACACAGAAUUCUACUGGAGUUUGUGGAAGAGAAGACACAGCAUAUGAAAUGGCGGAGUCAGAAAGUCGAGUUACCAGACAGCCCCCGCUCAACCUUUCUUCUGGCCUUCAGUCCAGAUGGGACUUUAAUGGCCUCCACCCAUGUGAACCACAACAUCUACAUCACAGAGGUUAAGACAGGGAAGUGUGUUCACUCUCUGGUGGGUCACCGGCGUACGCCGUGGUGCUUGACUUUUCACCCUAGUAUUGCUGGACUUCUUGCCUCUGGUUGCCUGGACGGAGAGGUCAGAAUCUGGGACCUACAUGGAGGCAGUGAGAGUUGGCUCACAGAAAGCAAUUCGGCGAUCGCAUCUCUUGCUUUUCAUCCAACCGCUCAGCUUCUGCUCAUUGCCACCAACAAUGAAGUGCAUCUGUGGGAUUGGAGUCGGAAAGAGCCCUUCACUGUUGUGAAGACUGCCAGCGAGACAGAGAGAGUCAGAUUGGUGAGAUUUGAUCCAUUGGGUCACUACCUUCUGACUGCCAUUGUGACUCCUUCAAAUCAUCAGAAUGAUGAUGAUCAUGAGAUUUCUAUGGACAGUGUAGAGACGCCUAAUUUCCGUCAACAAUCCUCCCAUCCAACACUGCCUGUUAGACGCAUCUUGCACAAUUUCUUGCAUUUCCUCACUUCCCGUAACUCUGCGCCUCAGAGCGGAGGCACUCUCGGUGCUGCCACUGAUGAGAUCUCCGAUUCGUCUGGACUCUCUUCUGAGCGUUACACAGUUUUGAGGGAUCGUUACCGAAUGCCAUACCAUAGCUGUGUCCGGUCACUUGGAAUGGUGUGUUUCUGUAGCCGCUGCUCGACAACGGGAGUUUCGUCUCUACCUGACGAGGAUCCUGCAGACCCUGCCUCCCAGGACAGCCAAUCACAUGCAUCCACUUUUUCUUCUGCACGCACAGAGCCACGUUUACCACGAUUUCCAGCUGAAUCUCGUUCUUCUCAUCGACCCUCCACAUUCUCACACCUGUCUUCCAGCUCUGGGAGAAGGAGUGUAGCAGGAAUGGGACCUGGCAUAUCUUUCCGGCAGCAGAGGCUAGGCCGGGAAGGUAGAGGGCGUCUGCCUGAGGCAGACUGGACAAGCAGUGUACUUAAUGGGCAAGGAAGUAGUAUGCCUCCACGGUCCAGCGAUUCCUCCAAUAGCCUGCUUUCUGUCCUACGACAGCAAGGGGAUUCCAUCCAAUCACCUGUUUACACAUCUCCUACAGAUAGAUGGGGUUUUCCUUCACCAGGGGCAGAGUCUCAUAAUAGUAGCAGUUCAUCAGGGACUAGUAUUAGCAGGCACCACCCACCAGAGGAUGAGGAUAAUAGCAAUUUGUCUUCCACCCGCAAUGUCCUUCAGUAUAAUCGUAACCACAAUUUUAUGGAGUGUGAGCGCAGGCAUGACCAAGUGCUGCCCCUCGAGGGCAUAAAUGGGGAGGGCGGUACUCAGGACCAGAGGACUCAGGAAAUGCUAAAUAACGACAUAGACCCAGAGCAACCAGGCCCAUCUUAUUACCAGUCAGUCUACAGUGGAGAAAACCCAUCCCCCAGUCAUCUAAACCGCUGUAGAGUUUGUCACAACCCCUUUACCUACAAUCAGAGUACUCAGCCGGGGGAGAGAACUAGUCAGGCUUCUUCUGGUGGGAGAACCCCAGCCUGGCAAAGUACUAGUCCUACCUAUCACAACUCAACCUCUCAGUCUGAUCUUUACCCUUCUGAACGGAGAUCCAGGGAUCCCCGCAUUGAUGUCCCAGAAUCUGGUGUGCCCUUUUCCCACAGUGCUGCUACUGGUCAGUCUGAAGGGCAGGAAGUUGGGUUGGUCUUCAACCAGGAGACAGGCCAAGUGGAGAGUUUUUACAGAGAAUCUGCCACCUCUGACUCAACAAAUGUAUCACAAGAAGCCUUAAACCAGGAAAUGCCUGAAGACGAACAUGAUCAUGAUUAUCUAAGCAGGUUGCCUCCUGUAGCAUAUUAUGCACAACGUAUGAUCCAGUAUCUUUCUCGGCGUGAUAGCGUUCGGCAACGCACUCUCCGUCACCCUAACAGACCCCGACCCCACUCGUCUAAUCCAGACAGCCUCUCCUCUGGCCCCGCCUCCAGCGCAGAGAACAAUGAAGUUGGCUUCGAAGAGUUUGAGGGCAACGGAAGCAGGCAUAGGGCUCUUCGUAAUGCACGCAUGUCUGCCCCCUCCCUCGGUCGCUUUGCCCCCAGGCGGUCCUUGCCUGAGUUUUUACCAUAUGCUGGAAUCUUCCAUGAGAGGGGGCAGCCAGGCCUGGCAACACACUCAUCCGUCAAUAGGGUUCUUGCAGGUGCUGUAAUCGGGGAUGGACAGUCUGCAGUUGCCAGCAACAUUGCUAAAACGAACUAUCGGCUGCAGUGGUGGGACUUUACCAAGUUCGAACUACCUGAGAUCAGUAAUGCAUCUGUAAACGUGUUGGUGCCCAAAUGUAAGAUCUAUAACGACGCAAGCUGUGAUAUCUCGGCAGACGGGCUGUUGCUGGCCGUCUUUAUUCCCGGCAGGCCAAGAGGUUUUCCCGAUGAGGGCAUCUUGGCCGUCUACUCUCUUGCUUCGCACAACCUGGGAGAGAUGCUUUACACAAAGCGAUUCGGCCCGAAUGCUAUCUCUGUCAGUUUGUCUCCGAUGGGACGUUACGUGAUGGUGGGUCUGGCUUCUCACCGUAUCCUGCUUCAUCCGAUCACGGAUCACAUAGUGGCACAGGUUUUCAGAUUGCAGCAACCCCAUGGAGGAGAGACAUCCAUGAAGAGGGUAUUUGAUGUGGUGUACCCAAUGGCCCCAGACCAGAGAAGACACAUCAGUAUAAAUUCUGUUCGAUGGCUUCCAGAACCAGGGCUUGGACUUGCUUAUGGAACCAACAAAGGAGAUCUGGUCAUCUGCAGACCUGUUGAAGGACAUUUAAAUGGUAGCCGGUCUUCUCAACACUCUGAGACCAUCACCACCCAUAAUAGUGAAGGGAUUGGAACCAGCAGCAGCAGGAGGAGUGGAGAGAGGGAAGGGACCAGCAGUACAGAGUGGGGUUCACAUAGAGAGAUGGGCCUGAUGAACAUGAUUGGUCUGCAGCCACAACAUCCUGCCCCUACUGUUGCAUCACAGGGGACACAAACGCAGAACAUAGGGUUACAGAAUGCAGAGACUCAAACGGACCAUGACCUUCAAAAUGAAGCCCAGCAGCCCAGCACUUCUCAGGGGUCACAGGUUACUGAUGACUAUCUUGAUUUUGAGAUCCUCUUGGAUGAGUCUGUGUCUGAGGUGGUACCAGAGACACCACCCCACGGUCGACCUCAGGAAGAUGAAGGGUCAGAUCCCACUGAAACUAGCACAGAAAGCACAGGCCAGGCUGACUAUGUUUCUCAUAUACAAAGGUUAAUGGCUGAUGGAGGAAUGACUGCAGUUGUCCAGCGGGAGCAGAGCACCACUAUGGCCUCUAUGGGCAGCUUUGGCAACAACAUUUUUAUCAGCCACCAUAUCCACCGUGGCUCCCAGACAGGGGUGGAUUCACAGAGCCAUGCCCGUUUAUGCCCCACCCCUGGCCCCUCCUCCACUUCACCGGUGUCUUUGGGUGCAGACUACUACUUCCGAAUCACAACCAACAUACCUGGUCAUCAUACAAACACCGCUCAGGGCUCUUCUACAGAGGUAGACAUGGCACCCCUCAUAGAACAGGAGGGACCUCACACCUUUUCCCCUAUUUUCUCAUCUGUGGUAGACACAAAUGGAUCAUCCGCUUCCAUGGAAACAGACAGUAAUUUGGAUGAGGAGGAGCUUCAUGAUCUUGCAUCCCUCCCUCCAUCCUCACCCCCUCUCUCUCCCGUGAAUAACAAUAGCUACACCAGCAAUGAGAAUAGUUAUUACGGAGACGAGUAUGGCCGCUAAAAAACAGGGCAGAGGUUAGAGAGCAAUCAUGUAUUAAAACCAACACGAUAGAAACUGAAAUAUUUGCACUUAAUUCACCCUGUUUUCUCAACAUGACACAUUCUGAUGAAUGACAGAAGAUGGAAGUGUUCUGGGAAAGGAGUGUGAAUUCUUCUGCUCCGCUAUAGCAGCAGCUCUUAACUCAGCAAGGAAUUCUGAAAAUUCCACUUUGUAGUUGUUGCAGCUUUGCAAAAGGCUCAAAUGAUGUAGUGCCUGUUUAUCAGACAUACAGACAAACAUCUUAUUUAAGAUGCAGAGAGGCAUCAGGUACAGUAAAUGUAACAUUCUUGGUUAUCAGCCGUCUAAAGCAGAGAUUACUAAACUGCCAAAAGUGGACACAAAAAUGGGAGGAAUCUUAGUCACUUCAUAUGAGUGUCUGUAGUCAUACUGUAUGUGAUGCUUUGAUCAUUGUUGUUGAAGGAAGUUCAAUUUAAGAUGCACAAUAAUAUAUAGGUAGAUAUCCCUAAUUUAAGCUUUGUAGCGGAUGUAAGAGAAGAAACUUGAAAAGACAGAAGAGAGUAAUAUGAAAAGUUUAUUAUAUGACAAAUAAGCACCUUCGUAGUCUUCGUUUCAGUAAUUGUUACCGCAGAAAAUGGUUUCUGAAAGAGUACGUGACCUUUCAUUUCCCUAAUUGAUUUUAAAAUGUACAGUAAACACACUCGAAGACUCAGAUGGGUUUAAAAUGGAAAAGUCUGACAGAUGCAUACAGUAUGUGCAUGUGAUCGUGAGAGAGACAUUAACCGAGAUCUGUCAUUUACUGUGGAUUUUAAAAGCCCUUUUGAAAGUUAAGCAGACACCUGACAGCAUGUGUGUGCCAUCCUUCCUUUUCAUUUCAUAUGAAGCACGGUGGUUCCAAUCUGCUGUCUCGGUAAACAGAGAAGCGGUGUGUUCAGAGACCGUGUCCAUGGCAUUGAACUUCAAAGUGUGUCCCGGGCUAUAUUGUUAAGCUUUUUUGAAUUUUAGAACUUAGAACACAUUUUAGUUCCAGUAGUUUCGGGCGUUGACCACCUACCCACAAACAAAAUCCCACUGGAACUGUUUGCACUAGAUAAGUAAAGGGCUCUCAACUAGAGUUACUAAAUGCAAUGAAAAUAUCUCAUGUGUUGAAGUGUAUCUUCUGUUGACACAAGUCUUUAUCAUAUAGAAAUUCUGUCCAUCAGUCUGAUCAGAGUGUUACAGUAUUGCGUAGGGAAGGUGGAUGCCUUGCUGAAUGUUUUUAUUUUCACUUAAUGCCUUAAAUGUCUGCAUUCAUUUAGGGGAAUACUUUAUCCUGUAAAUGAAUUUCAGUCAGUGUCCUCUAAAUCAAACAUUGUAAAUGCUGCUUUUCUCUGCUACAGUAAAAACAACACCAACAGUAUUUUCUUUAUGUUGACAGAUGAAAGCAGCAGCUAUGUCAUGUACACACUGGUUGUUUAUGUUAUUAACAUUAAAAGUUAUUUUAUUUUA